Messenger RNA from Daucus carota subsp. sativus, 2431 nucleotides. Its product is annotated as pentatricopeptide repeat-containing protein At3g62470, mitochondrial. The transcript has a single exon. Gene Ontology annotation, molecular function: protein binding. Lineage: Eukaryota; Viridiplantae; Streptophyta; Magnoliopsida; Apiales; Apiaceae. The record is from RefSeq and is a predicted model, not a curated record. Bases 143 to 2020 code for a protein of 625 amino acids.
AUAAAAAAAGCAGGGAGCAGCCCAGCUCAUAAUAUAUAUAUAUAGCAGAUCCGCCGUCAAAUUUUCGCCGCCGAUAAGAAUAGCCGAGGAGGAUACUGCAGAACCGUAUUUAUAUCAUCAUAAUCAAACUCUCAAGAAUGAAAUGGCUUUAAAUCUACGAAAACACACUUCUAUAAUUUACCCUAAACACCUCAUAUACGAUGUCUUACACUCUCACUUCUCCCCCGCCGAGAGACAGACCACCGUACGACGACGUUUCACAGGACCUGAGAAACAGCAAUUGCUUCACGGUAGCUCUCUGCCCUUGUCUGGUUUGCUUCAUUCUCCUCAUUAUUGUACUUUCCGUGCUCCUUAUUGUCAAAUUUCAUGUAUUUUGUCACACCCCCCUUCACUCGAUAUUCUUCAAGAAACAAGAUUGUUGAGUGAUACUGCUUUGUUUGAUUGUAAUGUGGGGGUUAAAGGGUCUUUUGGGUUGUUUAGUUUUGUGGGUUUGCGAAAAGAUUUGAUUUUUAGGCCUAGGGGGUUUUGUAGUCUUGAGGGUUAUGAGGAUCCUAGUGAUUCUGAGGAGGAGUGUGAGAGUGAAAAGGUGGAAAAGUCGGAAGCGGAUUUACGAGAGGUGGAGAGGGUGUGUAAGGUGAUUGAGGAGUUGUUUGCGUUGGAUAGGAAUAUGGAGGCGGUUUUGGAUGAAUGUGGGAUUACGUUGAGUCAUGGAUUGGUUGUCGAUGUGUUGGAGAGGUUUAAACAUGCUAGGAAACCGGCGUUUAGGUUUUUCUGUUGGGCGGGGAAUCAGGAGGGUUAUGUUCAUGAUUCGAGGACUUAUAAUAUGAUGAUGAGGAUAUUAGGAAAGACUAGACAGUUUGAGACUAUGGUGAGUUUGCUUGAAGAAAUGGGAGAGAAGGGGGUUUUGAAUAUGGAGACGUUUCAAAUUGCGAUUCAAGCUUUUGCGGCUUCACAAGAAAGGAGGAAGGCUGUUGCGAUGUUUGAGUUGAUGAAGAAGUAUAAGUUUAAAGUUGACGUGGAUACUAUUAAUUGUUUGCUUGAUGCUCUUGGGAGAGCAAAGCUUGGGAAAGAAGCUCAACUUUUGUUUGGUAAGUUGGAGGAGAGGUUUACCCCUAAUUUACACACUUAUACAGUGUUGCUUAAUGGGUGGUGUAAAGUGAAGAAUAUAAUGGAGGCAGGGAGGGUGUGGAAUGAGAUGGUUGACAAGGGUAUUAAACCUGAUGUUGUUGCUCAUAAUACGAUGCUUGAAGGUUUAUUAAGGGAUAAAAAAGUGUCUGAUGCUAUUAAGCUUUUCGGGGUAAUGAAGACAAAAGGCCCUGCACCUAAUGUUCGUAGCUACACGAUUAUGAUCAGGGAUUUAUGCAAGCAAAAAAAGAUGGAUCGAGCUGUUGAGUACUUUGAGGAAAUGCUUGAUCAUGGUUGUGAGCCAGAUGCUGCAGUUUACACAUGUUUAAUCACCGGAUUUGGCAAUAUGAAGAAGAUGGAUAAAGUAUUUGGAUUGCUGAAGGAGAUGAAGGAAAAAGGCUGUCCACCAGAUGGGCAGAUGUAUAAUGCUUUAAUAAAACUGAUGACAAAUCGCAAAAUGCCAGAUGACGCCGUCAGAAUUUACAAGAAGAUGGUUCAGAGCGGCAUUCAACCUACUAUCCACACUUAUAACAUGAUGAUGAAGUCGUUUUUCCAAACAAGAAAUUUUGACAUGGGUUUUGCAGCUUGGGAAGAAAUGAACCAGAAGGGGUGUUGCCCUGAUGAUAAUUCUUAUAUUGUUCUAAUUGGUGGGCUUAUAAGGCAGGGAAGAUCUGUCGAGGCUUGUAAAUAUUUGGAGGAAAUGAUAGAAAAGGGUAUGAAAGCUCCCCAAAUUGAUUACAACAAAUUUGCUGCCGAUUUUUCUAGAUCUGGGAAACCCCAUAUUUUGGAGGAAUUGGCUCAAAAGAUGAGGUUCUCAGGUAAGUUGGAAGUUUCCGAUUUCUUCUCAAGAUGUGCAGAGAUGAAUAAGGGAGGGAUUAAGAGUAGGGUGUUUUGAAAAGUUACAACUGAAUUUUCGGGUAGGGAAAUGAAUUUAGUCUUUAGGAUGCAGAUUAACAAAUGGACUAAAAGUUUCUCUUCCUAAAAAAAAUUGUGAGCUAAGAGGCGUGAGCACUGGUGCAUUUUCUAGAUAGAGUAUUAUCCUAGUGCCAAAUACAUGCCUCAAUUAGAUCAAUUGGUUUGUUUAAUCAUGUGUGAUAAAUCUGCUUUUAUUGCCGCUAGAACAAAUAUGCCGAUGCCUGCCUUGUACCUGAUGCAUAUCCCUGUUCCAAGAUUGGUAUUUAGUGCAGCUUUUAUGUGUAACUGCAUGUGGAAUCGUAGGUUGUUUUGAAAUACACAGCUCUUUUAUCUAAUUUGUUUUUAAGCAUAUCUUCUGUAAAUUAGUAACCCUUCUUUUGGUGUUGCUCUC